CAGCCUCAACAGCAUGCCGAGGAGAAAGCAGCAAGCACCCCGGCGCUCGGCAGCUUAUGUUCCUGAGGAAGAACUGAAGGCAGCAGAAAUAGAUGAAGAAAGUGUAGAGGAUGAUGGGUUGUCUCUGGACAUACAGGAAAGUGAGUAUUUGUGCAAUGAAGAAACAGAGAUCAAAGAGGCUCAGAGCUACCAGGACUCUCCAGUAAGCACUGCAACUAAUCAGGAUGCAGGGUAUGGGUCACCAUUCAGUGAAAACAGUGACCAGGUAGCCCAUUUCAAAAACUCUUCAUCUAAAGAAGAAAAAGAGGAUCCUCAGUCAACAGACAGUGCACCCUACCCACAAGACAGUUUGGCACAAAUCAAAGCCGUGUAUGCAAACUUACUCUCUGAAUCCUGUUGGUCCAGUCUAGCCUUGGAUUUAAAGAAAUCCAGUUCGACAACCAGCAACAAUGAAUCCAGCCAGAAUGAGAGCACCACCACUACCACCCCCACCUCUACCACAACCACCAGUACCAGUGCCAGCACCCACAGCACCAGUACCAGUACCCACACAAGUACGGGCACCAGCACGAAUAGCAGCAGCAACACUGGCAACAGCAACAGCAGCAGCUCUGGGUACGACUGGCACCAGGCAGCCCUGGCUAAAACUUUGCAGCAGACUUCCUCCUAUGGACUCCUCCCAGAGCCUAGCCUUUUUAGCACGGUACAGCUUUAUCGGCAGAACAACAAACUGUAUGGAUCGGUAUUCACGGGUGCUAGUAAAUUCCGAUGCAAAGACUGUAGCGCCGCCUACGAUACCCUGGUGGAGCUCACAGUGCACAUGAACGAGACUGGACACUACCGGGAUGACAACCGAGAUAAGGACUCAGAAAAGACCAAGAGAUGGUCUAAGCCCAGGAAGCGAUCGCUGAUGGAGAUGGAGGGCAAGGAAGACGCCCAGAAAGUGCUGAAAUGCAUGUACUGUGGACAUUCCUUCGAAUCUUUGCAAGACCUGAGUGUCCACAUGAUAAAAACAAAGCAUUACCAGAAAGUGCCUCUGAAGGAACCAGUGCCGGCCAUCACCAAACUGGUCCCUUCUACCAAAAAACGAGCACUUCAGGACUUGGCUUCGCCUUGUUCACCUGAGCCAACAGGGAUCUCGGCAGAAGUGGUGCUGACAGAAUCGGCGAAAGAUCAGAAAAUGGCAAACCCGUAUGUGACGCCGAAUAAUCGUUAUGGCUACCAGAACGGUGCAAGCUACACGUGGCAGUUCGAGGCGCGCAAAGCCCAGAUCCUGAAAUGCAUGGAGUGCGGCAGUUCCCAUGACACCUUGCAGCAGCUGACCGCCCACAUGAUGGUCACUGGCCAUUUCUUGAAAGUGACCACCUCAGCCUCCAAGAAAGGAAAACAGCUCGUGUUGGAUCCCGUGGUUGAAGAAAAGAUACAGUCUAUACCCUUGCCACCCACCACACAUACCCGGCUACCCGCCUCCAAUAUUAAAAAGCAGCCCGACUCUCCUGCAGGAUCGACGACCUCUGAAGAGAAGAAGGAGCCAGAAAAGGAGAAAGUCUCCACUGCCAGCGAAGCCGAGAAGAAGAUUAAGGAGGAGAAUGAGGACUCCUCAGAAAAAUUCGAGACGACCACCGUUUAUCAGUACCUGCGAGAGGAGGACCUGGACGAUAGCCCCAAGGGUGGCAUCGAUAUUUUAAAAUCUCUAGAGAACACAGUGACCACUGCUAUCAGCAAGGCUCAGAACGGGGCGCCCUCCUGGGGAGGAUACCCCAGCAUCCACGCCGCCUACCAGCUCCCAGGAACAGUGAAACCUCUGCAGCCCGCUGUACAGAGUGUGCAAAUGCAACCCUCCUACGCCAGCAGCGUGAAGUCCCUAUCUUCAGAGCACAAUGCACUAGUCCAUUCUCCAGGUAGUCUCACCCCCCCACUUCAUAAAAGCAAUGUAUCUGCUAUGGAGGAAUUGGUGGAAAAGGUGACGGGUAAGAUCAACGUGAAGAAGGAGGAGAAAGCGGUGGAAAAGGAGAAGAGUUCUCCGCCUAAGCCCACGUCUCCUGUCGCGAAAGAGAACAAGGAUUUCCCCAAAUCCGAGGAAGUGAACAAACCACAGCAGAAGAAGAGUCCUGAGGCGGACAUGCAGAAGGCCAAAAAGGACAGUCCAGCAGAAGCUCAUACCCCAAAUGGUACAGAGCCUCUCAAAGUAAAAGUCACCAAUGGCUGUAAUAAUCUUGGGAUUAUCACAGAUCAUUCACCUGAGCCAUCUUUCAUUAACCCACUGAGUGCUUUACAAUCCAUUAUGAAUACCCACUUAGGCAAAGUUUCUAAACCUGUCAGCCCUUCUUUAGACCCCUUGGCAAUGCUGUAUAAAAUUAGUAACAGCAUGUUGGACAAGCCUAUCUACCCCACUACCCCAGUCAAACAGGCUGACGCCAUCGACCGGUACUACUAUGAAAACAGCGACCAGCCCAUUGACUUGACCAAGUCCAAAAAUAAACCCCUCGUUUCUAGCGUAGCUGAUUCAGUCUCGUCGCCUCUUCGGGAAAGUGCACUGAUGGACAUCUCUGACAUGGUGAAGAACCUCACGGGUCGCCUGACUCCCAAGUCUUCGACCCCUUCCACGGUGUCCGAGAAAUCGGACGCUGACGGGAGCAGCUUCGAGGAGGCUUUGGAUGAGCUGUCACCUGUCCACAAGAGGAAGGGGCGGCAGUCUAACUGGAAUCCUCAGCAUCUGCUGAUCCUUCAAGCUCAGUUCGCUUCCAGCUUACGAGAGACUCCUGAAGGGAAAUAUAUUAUGUCAGACUUGGGCCCACAGGAACGGGUGCACAUCUCUAAGUUUACUGGUCUUUCCAUGACCACCAUUAGCCAUUGGCUGGCCAAUGUGAAGUAUCAGUUAAGGAGGACAGGGGGAACUAAAUUCCUAAAGAACCUAGACACGGGGCAUCCUGUUUUCUUUUGCAAUGAUUGUGCCUCUCAAUUCAGGACUGCUUCGACGUACAUAAGUCAUCUAGAGACACACUUGGGCUUUAGCUUGAAGGAUCUGUCCAAGUUGCCACUCACUCAGAUUCAAGAACAGCAGAAUGUUUCAAAAGUCCUCUCAAACAAAACUUUGGGCACACUGGGAGUUGCCGAGGAGGACUUGGGCUCCACAUUCCAGUGUAAGCUCUGUAACCGGACUUUUGCAAGCAAACACGCAGUCAAACUGCACCUUAGUAAAACACAUGGCAAAUCCCCUGAGGACCACCUGAUCUAUGUAACUGAAUUAGAAAAACAAUAGCGUCCAGGUAUGCAAGUGACCAUGGGAACAUUGCACUAAAACUUCUGAAUAGUACUGCACUAGGCCUGAUCUGAGCCUCUGAAAUCAGUCUUACUUUUGUUGUUGAACUGCCUAUCUGGACCUUGGUUUUUCUUACACAUAUUUUGUAGUUCUAUUUAUAUGCUCUU
This is a messenger RNA of Gracilinanus agilis (Agile Gracile Mouse Opossum), 3429 nucleotides long. RefSeq names its product teashirt zinc finger homeobox 1 (gene TSHZ1). The transcript has 2 exons. Gene Ontology annotation, cellular component: nucleus. The record is from RefSeq and is a predicted model, not a curated record. Gene Ontology annotation, molecular function: DNA-binding transcription factor activity, RNA polymerase II-specific; DNA binding. Gene Ontology annotation, biological process: regulation of transcription by RNA polymerase II. Lineage: Eukaryota; Metazoa; Chordata; Mammalia; Didelphimorphia; Didelphidae. The coding region runs from base 14 to 3262 and encodes 1082 amino acids.